Molecule: messenger RNA, 33754 nt
Organism: Pelobates cultripes (western spadefoot toad)
Lineage: Eukaryota; Metazoa; Chordata; Amphibia; Anura; Pelobatidae
Source: the annotation of a GenBank genome assembly
GGUAGCGAUCAGACAGCAGGUGGCGCUGUGGAUGUUGUGAGUGGCUGUCACUGUUUGUUAUUACUGAGUCGGUGUGCUGCAGGCCCAGGUCUGGCCGCCCAGCAGGUAAUGUACUAUUUCUGGGGUCUUUGUGCCGAGACCACAUGGGUCUUCACAUGGGACCGGGAUACAGAACACCGAGCUGGAGGCACACAUAGCCAGGGCACGGGGGGCACCGAGAAACCUCUGAAACUCCACCCACUCUUUCCGGAGACCACUGACUGACACUGACUGACAUUGACAGCUCUGGCUGUCCUCACUGUGUGUCUGAGUCACAUUGGGGGAGAUGGGAGCCCACUGGGGCAGAGCACAAAACACAAUGCUAAGGAUAUUACUUGGUACUAACCAGCAAUGGACUAACAUCAUCUUCGGAUAGUGUUAAGGAUAGUGAUUGUAGUUAUAAACCAACCGUGUGCUGGGUGUGGGUGUGUGUGCUGGCUGUGUGUAGUUUGUGUGUGUGCGCUGGCUGUGUGUAGUUUGUGUGUGUGUGUGCUGGCUGUGUGUAGUUUGUGUGUGUAGUGUGUAGUGUGUGUGUGUGCUGGCUGUGUGUAGUGUGUGUGUGUGUGUGUGUGUGCUGGCUGUGUGUGUGUGUGCUGGCUGUGUGUAGUAUGUAUGUGUGUGUGUGUGCUGGCUGUGUGUAGUUUGUGUGCAUGCUCCUGCUUCACUUUUUGCAGGUUGUGUGUCUAUUAUAUAACGUAAAAAACAAACAAACCAUAGCAUACUAAAUAAUGCAAAAGUAAACUUUAAACCUUUAAGGACGGAGCCAAAUGUACACGUUGUGAACAAAACAAAAUGUAAACAAAACCUGGCAUUUGCACUACAUGUCUGUCCAACCGUAAUUCACCUCUUUCAUAGUAAAUGCACCCACCCUUAUUAUAUAUCAUUUUAUUCAGGGGAAACAGGGCUUUCAUUUAAUAUCAAAUAUUUAGCUAUGAAACAUAAUUUAAUAUGAAAAAAUGGGAGAAAAUACGAUUUUUUUUGAUUUUUUUAGUUCUACAUGACAUUUUAACGGUCAGUGUCAUAAUACUGUUUGCUUUUACUGCAAUAAAAUACACAUAUUUGUAUUCAGUAAAGUCUCACGUGUAAGACAGUACCCCUAUGUACAGGUUUUAUGGCGUUUUGGGAAGUUACAGGGUCAAAUAUAGCACGUUACAUUUGAAAUUGAAAUUCGCCAGAUUGGUUACGUUGCCUUUGAGACUGUAUAGUAGCCCAGGAAUUAAAUUUACACCCAUAAUGGCAUACCAUUUGCAAUAGUAGACAACCCAAGGUAUUGCAAAUGGGGUAUGUCCAGUCUUUUUUAGUAGCCAUUUGGUCACAAACACUGGCCAAAGUUAGCGUUAGUAUUUGUGUGUGAAAAAUGCAAAAAACACCAAUUUUGGCCAGUGUUUGUGACUAAGUGGCUACUAAAAAAGACUGGACAUACCCCGUUUGCAAUACCUUGGGUUGUCUACUAUUGCAAAUGGUAUGCCAUCAUAGGGGUAAUUUUCAAUCUUGGGCUACCAUAGGGUAUUUUCUCGCAUGGGUAGCUAUUAGCUCUCCUGGUCUGGGGGGGGAAAUAAAGUCUAUGUGGAAGCCUGUGAUCCGUAGCCCCGGUGCUCAGUGAGUCAGAGUGCAGGCUGGGAAUACUGGCAGCUGUGCUCUGACUCAUUGGUGAGCACCAGAGUGUGAGGGAGUGAUUUCUCUGCUAUACCCUCACCAGGGGUACAGACCACAUGCUACCUGCUCUUGCAUUCCCUGGAGCAGCCCUGUCACUUGCCCAAGGCAGAGCUAAAGGCAAAAAGUGUCUGCCCAGCUCUCGGGACGACAAUUCACAGGUGUUGAUCAAUAGAAAUUCCGAAUCCCUGAAUGCUGUUUAUCUAAAAGUAGCUUUUGGGGGGGAUUUAGGAUUGGGGGAUCUUUGUAGGGUGAAGAGAGAUUUUGGGGUAGCAUUAGAGUGACUUAAGAUUAAAGGAGCUGAGAAUUUGUGGUGCAGUGGUUUGUGUCAGGGAGCUUAGAACAACUGAACAAAAACAAUUUGGCAGCUUGUGAAUAGCUGAAUCCCUCAAGUUAUAUGGAGAUUUAGCUGAUUUAAACAGGUUACCAGAAUAAAGACAUAUGUGAAUAGCCGGAUGGAUUAAAACAGUUGAAUUGUACAGUGAGCAUUCUGCUGCUCUUCAGUUGGCGUUUAUUGAGUAGAUCCCUAUAUCCUGGUUUCUCAGCUUGUAGCACACUUACCCCAGGUGGUACACACACUAUUAACAGGGCAUGCCAAGAGCAGGUCUGCUGGCCACUUUAAGGCACCUCAAAUUGUGGUUGUCUGUGCGCUAAGGCAGAGUCUGCUCUGCCCAAAUACAGUGUCCGUGGGGAGUGAGCUUAGAACAACUCCGGGGGGACUGAGCUGUAAUUCUUGCGCACCCUGUGGUGAUGCCCGGAGCCAGGUUAUGAUAUUACUCAAUAAGGGUGUGUAUGUUGGUGUUUCUCUGUGUGAUACUGUGUGUGUCAUUGGCCACUGUGUGUAACUGUUAUGACUGUAUCUUCAUUUUGUGACUUUUAUACUUCACAUUAAUAGUUCAUAUGCACCUCCUUACAUACACAAUAUUCACAUGAUGUCAUAUUUAUUUAAAAAAUAUUCUUUACUACCUUUAAUCAGGCUUGUUCUCCAAUAUGGGAUUAACUUAAAUAUCAGUGUCUACAAGUUUCAUUUGGAAUUUAAAUCAAAAGAAAAAUACUGUACUUUUCCCAUAUUAAAGUUCACAUCUCUGGCUCCCCAUCAGUAGACACACACACUCACACUCGCAGAUACACAUACAAACUGAGAUAUACACCCACUCACAAAUAUUGAAAUGUAAAGUGGCUCUGUCAGACUUUUUAUUUUUCUCCCUCCUUGUUUAUUAGGAUACGUUCUUAUAUUAAUUCUCCAUGGUGAUCCCACUCCACAAGUUACAUGUUUCUCUUCUAAAUAUGGUCUUCUUUUAUUGUUGGAUCUUAUUCUCUUAGACUCACUUGCCCUUCUGUCAAUGUGCACCAGUGUUCUCAUGGUCGCAUAGAUCAGUGCAGUCAGCAUUUGGUCUCCCAUUUUCUUACCCUCUAAUGGCUCAAAAUCUAAUAUUUUUGUUCACCUCGAUUGUGUAGUAACUCCUUUCACAAGGAAACUUUGUUGAGUGACAGAUUACGCAAACAUUACCUUGACUAGGGGGAAAGGGAGCUUUCUUAAAAUGACACUCCAGGCUGUUAAGUUGAGCUUACAUUAAAGCUAACAAGCUCACAAUACCAGUGAUUAGUUUCUUUUCUUUCAUUUCUGUGUAGUUUUCCUGCAGUGCCGUAAAAUGUUUUGCUGUUUUCAGCAGUGUAACCCAGCCUCCUAAACCACCCCCUCUCAAAUUGCAACCUGUUCCUGAUUUCCAGUCUUGGAAAGUAACUUACCUGUACCUCUUUCUGCCAAUGAAAAUAGAGGCAUGUCUUCUGUAGUGUAAGGAAUGCUCACAGCACAGACUGCACUGCAGAGACAAGACUAGAGCCCACAUGGGCGGCGCUCCCUCCCUCUCUGUAGUGCAAGUAAUAAAUUCUCCUUCAACCCAUCAGCCAACCUCCCUACCCACUGUUAACCCCUACCAUGCCAUUCUCUGUCAGCCGAGCUCACUCUUCACAGUUAAUCCCUUACCUGCCAGUCCUGAUUAGACAACCUCACUACCCACUGUUAAUCCCAUUCCCUGCCAGCCAAUCUUACUACCCACUGUUAACUCCUUCAUUGCUAGCCAACCUAACUACCCACUGUUAACCUCUGCUUCACUGCCAGCUAACCUCCCAAACUGGUAUGAGAAGCUCCAGCUCUGACUUUUUCUCAGACCUUUCAGCGUUUAUGUCUCCCAACACCCAUCAAAGGAUUUUGUUUUGCAUAAUGACAUGCUUUUUGUGAUCCUGUCUAUAUUUUUAUCCCUUCUUCAGUGCGGUUUGUAUUUUUUUAUUUGGUGUGUAAAUGUUGGGGGCUAUUUUGUCCAUCAUUAUGUCCCUUUUUCUGUGUGAACUUUUGGCUGACUUCUGGCUGGUCAGGACUGUCAGUGAAGCUACAUAGCAGAAGGAGCCAAUUAACCCAUUAAGGAUGAAUGACGGAAUUAUUCCAUCAUGGUUGCUCUUCCCUUAAGGACCCAUGACAGAAUAAUACCAUCGUGCUGUAUUAGCAGGGACUGUUUUCCUGCAGUCCCUGCUGCAUUUGAUACUUGGGGUUCCCCUCUGUCAGUUGGGUCCAUUUUUUAGUGACUCCAGACCGACAGACAAGCUGCAUUCAGUGCUGAAAGUCAAUGCAGCAUGCAGCUCCUUAAAUCGGCAUGUAAAUGCCUAUAACUAGAUUGUAAGGUGUGCAUGCAGCUCUUUAAAUGAGGAUCUAAAUCCCCAUAGACUGCAGUGUAUCUACGAUGGAGCUGGUGUUUGGCCACAAUGAUUUUCUCAAUGUGCCUUGCUUGGGAGACCCCAGGUUUCCUGGACCUUUCACUUCCAUGAUUUUCUUAUUUCUAAGGACGCCACUAUUAUCACACUAUCACACAAAACUUCACAGCUAUCUAUUAGGAGAACCCUUUAGAUGCCAUAAUAUGUUCCGCUUCCUAGUCUAUUUAAAACCUUUAUGGGCUGAUACAAUACACUCCAAAUUGGAGUUGGCUCCAGUGAGGGAUGGGGAAGUGGAGCACAUAUUUUCUUGCCCAUGGUGUCUUACAAAGACACAUUCCUUAAAACCUUACACUAUGCCUAUUAUUCUCCACACUGGCUUCACCUUAUGACUGGGAAGGAGUCUGUGACCUGUCUCAAAUCCACUCAUGCAAGAGUUGAUCUGUAUCACUGUCUGUGGAAAUGCGCUUCCAUUCAGUCAUUUUGGGCUAUGGUGAAGUUACAUCUAGACAAUGGGAAAAUGCCAACUCUCUGAAUUUUUGUCAUUGGAACUCUUGCCGGGUUACUACUUUGCCAAUAAAUGUUUUCUUAUUAUUAUCGCAGCUGUUGGACGCAAAACCAUUCUCCAGGUCUGGAGCCAGCCGGGAACAUCCUCCUUGCAAGUAUUCCUGACCGAAUUGCAUUUCAUAUUUCAGAUGGAUUGGCUAGAUAAACUCCAUGCAAGACAAUUUUCUCCUGAUUUGGAGACCAUAUAUUAUUACUUUGGAUGAUUCUUUUAGGUCCAAGGUGAGAGCCACAUGAGUGCACUGCAUGGUUCUAGAUGGAGGUGGUGGCAGUUCGUGAUCCCAUAGCAACACUUCCUCGAUAGCUGUCAUCUCCUUUAGGCAGCUCCGUAGCAAGGCUUGGGGAGUGGCAGGAUUAGGUGGCAAACUGACACCUAAUUUAAUUAAGUUUAGUUUAACGCCUUUUUUUAAGUCUAUCAGUCUGACUCUGCAAGACCUCUGAACGGGUCCUGUGGUAUCUGGCACCAAUACUUUAGCAGUAGAUUGUUUAAAUCCUGCAAGUUGUGAGGUGGGGCCUCCAUGGAUUGGAUUUGGUGUUCCAGCACAUCCCACAGAUGCUCAAUCAAUGGUUUGUCAUGUUCCUCAAACCAUUCUUGAACAAUGGCAGGGUGCAUUAUGCUGCUGAAAGAGGCCAUUGCCAUCAGGGAACACCAUCACCAUAAAGGGGUGCAAGUGGUCUGCAACAAUCUCUGGGUAGGUGGUAUGUAUCAAAGUAACAUUUACAUGAAUGCCAGGGCCCAGCAGAACAUUGCCCAGAGCAUAACACUACUUCCACCAGCCUUCCUUCUUCUCUUGCAUCCUGCUGACAUCUCUUUGCAGGUAAAUGACGCACACUGGUCAUCCACCUGAUUUAAAAGAAAAUGUGAUUCAUCAGCAACCUUUUUUCAUUGCUCUGUGGUCUAAUUUUGAUGCUCACGUCCCCGUUGAAAGUGCUUUUCCCGGUGGACAGGGUUCAUCAUGGGCACUCUGACCAAUCUGCAGCAACACAGCCCCAUAUGCAGCAGACUGAGAUGCCCUGUGUGUUCUGACACCUCUCUAUUGUGGCCAGCAUAUCAUAGCCAACAAAGUUUUUACUUGUUAAAGCUUUAAUACUUUGUCCUGAUUCUGUGAAUUUCUACUGUUGAUCAAUUGUUUAACCUUCUUUUUGCAAGUGUGCCAUUUUUUUUUCACAAAAGCUCUGCCAUUUCCUCCUAGACUUUAAAAGAUAAUGUUAAAAUGAUUCCCCCUGGUUUACCUUAUCUGUGGUGGCGCUGAUGACCAUUGCGGCAGCUUGGAGGAACAACUGAAUAAUGGUUUCCAAGAAAUGAAAGACCCGAUCCGUGAUUUUUAUAGUGAGAUCAUGGAGGACUCUGAGAGAACUUUGGUAAGCCUCAAAGCAGAAGCUGCAGCACUGACUAAGACCACUGCUGGAGAAAUAUUAAGAUCCAUUCAGUGUAGGCUGCUUCUGUUACUGCCACACUGGAAGAUAAGAUGAAAAGCUAGGAGGUGUUACACGAGGACAGGUCCUGGAAGCAAAGUAUCUGGAUCAGAUGCAUACCCGAUCCAUCUACAUUACCUAACUGGGGUCCCUUUGAUGUCGUGGUUCAUCUCCAUUAUCACUUUAUUAAGUCUUUGCUCUAUAUAGUCAUUGUGGUCAGUGACCUCAAAAUUCAGGUUUUCAACAACUGUCCAGAAGAUGUUAAUUGGUGCAUAUCGCCCAUCUCCUGUCUGCCUUCCCGGUUUACAUGGUCUGUGGAGAUGCACAGAAGAGUGUUCAGCCACUCCACCAUGGAUAACAGGCUCCUUCUCUGAAGGGCUUGAUUGCUCUUCCACGCUCUCACAAGGCAAAAAUGUAUGCAUCAUUCUCCAGCUUUGUCUCCUUCAACCCCACCACCUCAAACUGGUCUAUACCAACUGCCCUGACUUUUACAGUCUCACAGCAUCUCUUCUUCCAUUCCACCUGGGCUUAUGCACUGCUGCCCCCUCUUCUUGUGUCUGCACAGGCCCUACAGUUGGAUUUCUUUUAGUGUUCUGUUGUGGAAGCUUCAGGAGCUCUGCCGUUGAUCUGGUUGUAUUGCAAUUUUGAAUAGUAUCAGUGGUAAUGUAAACAUUGCUGACGGUAAAGUUAGCAUUGUUCCACAUUGCUCAUAGUGAAGUUAUAUUUGCUUCUUGUGGCUCUAUGUAAUGUGGAAGGUUGCUGAUACAUUCCUCUCUGUGUCUGAAAUAUCAUAAGAAGGUUGCCAAAGCUUCACCGAGAGGUUGAGGGACUUAACACCUGAAACUUUAAAAACUAUUAUGAGAUACAGUAUUGCGAAGCCUGCAAAAAGUAAAUUAGUCAUUCUUUGUCAAAGCCAACAAUCCUAAUACCCUUCUGAUCACUCUGAGGUAUCAGGAUUAUAAGGACAAAUUAAUGGCAAGCCCCUGGCUUAGUUUAAAGGACUUUCAGCCAUCAGGUUAAAUACCAUAUCAUUAUUUUUCAGCUCACUAUUCCACAACAAUCAGCCAAGUGUAAUUCACUCCUCUUAUUGCUCAUUAUAACCUUUCACCGUUCCUGGGAGCUUCUCAUAAAGCUCGAGUUUGGAAAUAAGCUUCAGAUACUACUUACCUGCAACCUCCAACUCUAUAUACAUUCCUUAGUUUCUAUCCAGUACUGCACCCCUUUGCUGUUUUUCCUGCUAUAUGCUUAAUCUCCCGUCAGGGACCUACACCAAGAAACUUUUUUAGGGGAUAAGCACCGAACCAGCAGUUAUUGCUAUUCCUUACUGUGGUUUUGAGAAACUGCUUCUUUCACAUCGGCUUCAGACCAGAAUAUACCGUGACAAUAGUAGGAAACUGGGAUGCCAUGGGAGAUUUGACUCCGAAGGAUCUUGCGUUGAUUUGCCAACUACAAGGCAUUAUUGAAUAAAAGCUCUAUGGUAGAUGCCCAUUGGAAGCAUGGACUAAGGGAGAUGGUCAGUUUUUUUUUUUCAAGUGCUUCCUCCCGAUAGUGUGUCUUCCUUGGUGGAUGAUAUUGCAGUCACCCUCAGGGUCCCAGUCCCGCCGGGCUGAAGGGGGGGAGGAAGGGGUUAAUCCCUUAUCUUUUUUCCAGCGCUGGGGACUCUCCUCCUCCUUUGGACGUCAUCUGCUGCAUGCGCAUGCGCGGCAGGAGCCGCGCAUGCAUUCAGCCGGUCCAUAGGAAAGCAUUCUCAAUGCUUUCCUAUGGACGCUGGCAUCUUCUCACUUUGAAAAUCACAGUGAGAAGCGCGGAAGUGCCUCUAGUGGCUGUCAAUGAGACAGCCACUGGAGGCUGGAUUAACCCAUAGGUAAACAUAGCCAUUUCUUUGAAACGGCUAUGUUUACAGCAGAAAGGGUUAAUCCUAGAUGGACCAGGCAUCCUUUAACCCCUUAAGGACACAUGACGUGUGACAUGUCAUGAUUCCCUUUUAUUCCAGAAGUUUGGUCUUUAAGGGGUUAAACCUGUGCUAGUACUUAUUUCAUCUUUGCAUAGUUUUAAUCUGCUUUCUGUUGUUUCUUUGUAUGGAAAUUUAUUGACAUCCAAAUGACUGUGCUUAUUUGCUUCUUAAUUAUCUGUCUUACAAAUUUUUAGGGGGAUUUUAGAGAAAUAUAAGUCUUUUUAUUUAUUUUUUAAUAAGUGAAACAAAUAGCUUCUCACCUAUUUUGAGCAUUAUUUGGCUUUUAUGGUGUGCCUGUUGGCUUUCCUAUUGUACUCAGUGCAUUUUCAUAUUUUCCUAAAUAAGUAAACUCCUUCUAAGAGAAGAAACAAAAUGGUGAAAUAAUAGACAUGUGAAGUACUAUGGCCUCUGUUAAUAAGGUGCUAAGUUUCAUUUAAUGUUACAUCUAUCUGAAAUGUUUGCUUACAGCUGCUACCAUGAUCAUCUGAGACAAAACAUGAAUAAUGAAGUGGGACAGUCUUUAUGAAUAGCUUUACAUUUUGCUAAACAAUAUUUGCCAGAAAUUAUCCAAGAGAGAGUGUGUGUUUUGUGCCAAACUGCUCAGUAGAAAGUUAGCCAGUCAGAGGGAAGAGAUGGGGAAUUGUGUUGUCAGCAGAUUUCAGAUGCUAUCCUCUGCUCACGUAGCAUUUUAGAGAGCCCCCUCCCUGACAUGGAGAGCGUCACGUCUUCUCUACACCAGCUCUGACUCAUAGCAAGGCUGUGCUGUCAUUUACCAAGUACACACACAAGCAAUUUAUCCAGAUUCCUGUAUGGUGUACCGUAACAUCCCCUCUAAUUGUGUCUUGGUAAGAUGCUGAAAUGCAGUAUCAUUGGGCUGCUAAAAUGUAAAAAAGAAAAUGUUUCUAUUGUUAAAUGAUCUUGAGGUUUUUCUGUGAUAAUUGUUCUUACAAUAAAAGUGCAUGGUGCGUUCUUUAAACAAACAUUUCAGUUUCUAAUUCUUUUAAUUUGUUAUGUACCAUACCCAAUCCUCCAUUCAAGACCUGCCUGUUCAGAAGUAAAGUGUAGUCGAUCUUGUAAAAUGUCUGACUCUUUUUAUUAAUUUUAUAUUGGAAAGCCUAAAUCUGACACAUAACAAUAUAAUUUCCAUUGCGUUUGCAUGAUAAAUUGUAAUUUAGUUUCCUUUUUGUUUGUUCUAGGAUUGCUAGUCGUACAAAUGACUCUUCUUCCGUUACAUACCCGGAGAUUUGUAUCCCAAGUAUACUGUAUACUUAACCCAAAAUCACGAAAAAAGCCUGUCUCAGUAGAAAUGGCACGUCCGAGUUCCAGUAAGUAACAAUUUGCAUGCUUUAUAUACUAAAAGUUAGGAAAAAAAAUUGAAAGCUUUGUCCAAUGAGCUUAUUUGAGCAGGGCUCACUCCAUCUUUUGCAUCUGUUAACAGUAUUUUGUCUCUUAAUUACUUGAUUAUAUAUAUUCUCAAUGUGUAGCUGUAAAAUUCUGGGGCACAUGUUAGUUUAACUACAUAAUUGAUGAAGAUGAUGAUAAUAAUAUACUAGAAGAUGCAGACCGGUUUAUUAGUCCUGUGGAAAAGAUGCACAGAUCAAGAUCUUUGAGUUGUAAAACCAUAUUUUUUCUCCAGAACAAAAGUGGAAAAUACAUAAAUUCCCAUCAAACAGUUACAUUUCACAGUAAUGUCUAUACAUAACACAAAGAUCAAUAAAAGUCUUCUCUCCAGAAUGUGAUACAUUUUACUGAUCUCCCAUUUAUUGUAUCUACUUAUGUACCGGUAGUAGGUAUUUUGGUUAUAUCAGGAUGUUUUUUCUAUAAAGUAGACCUGUGAGAGACAGACAUAAAGGCAGGAAGAUGAGACUAUGCUGAAUUACAUGCUUUAACUGUGAAAGCUAACCUAAAGCAUGCUGUCUAUGUAAAGCUAUGUGAAAACAUCUAGCUGUCAGACACACAUCUACUUGAAGGAAAUUAAGCUGAGACAGACACAGACACUUAGUGAUAAAACAGACCUCCAAAGGAACUACUGACACCUAAUUUGAGACUGACCACUUGAAAACUUUUUAAAUCAAAAAGCAUGCAUACAGUUAUAGUUUAUAUCACUGUAGCCAAGCUCAAAUGUACAAGGAAAAAAAUAUGUAUUUUUAUUUUAAAUAUGAAUUAAAAUGUGGAAAAAAACCUGUGCUGCAUAAUAUGCUAACAUUACAAUUUUAUUUUUUAUUCUUUUUUUUUUGUUUUUAAACUAAUUUAACCAAUCAGUAGCAAUAAUGAAAUGAAGGAGUUAUUCUCAGGUUGAAUGAUCGUGAUCACGUCAGAUAGUAUAAUCGCAAUGUUUCCAUUACUCACGUAUAAAUGAGACUUUAAACCUCUGCAACAUUAUAUAGAUCUCUAUACAGAAACAGGUUUAAACCAAAAUGUUUCCAGUCAAAAUAUAAUUAAUGCAGCCAAGACCUCACCCAGGGGUGUAUCCUCUAAAAAAAAUGUUUUGUUGUGCAUUCACAAUUAAUGUGUAUUAUUUAAGGGCAGAAAUUGUUGUUGUGGUUUUUUUUGGUUUUUUUUAUGAUUUUGACCUAAUCUAGAAUCAACUAAAUAAAUCCCAAAGUUCUUGCCAGCACCUAAAACGUGGGCUGAAUACAGAUGGAGUGCUAGCUAGUGAUUUUACAUAGACGCCAACCAGAAGCACCCAUUUUGACCCUGGAGUCCUGGGAUAUAGGGAGAAGGCAGUUUGUCACCAGGUCCUCUGGGAUGUAGGGGGCAGAAAGUUUGCUACCAAUUGUCCCACAAAGCAGUAAGACCUUCACCACUUCAACAAUUGAGAACAUUUCAUUUGCUUUUUAAAAUAUGGGCCCCUAUUCCCUUAAGCCACGUGGGACAAAAAGUUGCAAAUACUCAAGUGUUCCCUCUGUGCAUUUCAAAGUUCCGGAUCAAACAGGAGUAUGUGAUGUUCUCUGUUUAAAAUAAGUAAGCCUCAAUGAAAUGUGUGUUUAGCCCUGCGAUGUAAACAUUGCUGUAUCUCCAAACUGGUAAUCUUUUACAUUGCAGGAGCAAUAUGCCAGGGGCACUGCUUACUACAGACAAUUGAGAUGAAGUGGUCUGUGUGCCUAUAGUGUCCCUAUGCCUUUUCCUGAAGAUUAUCUUCUGCAGCUAAUUGUUGUAUUCUACUAAUAUCUCUCAGAAUCCUAUCCUGACAACCAAAAUUAUAUUUAUUUUCUGCUUUUUUAUUUCAACAAUUCCAGUUUUUCUCCACUAGUGGCCUCCCUCGCCACUAGUCAAACUUCUGUUACUCGCUCAGCUGCAUAGCAUGAUGAUUACAUUUGCUAUGAGAGGCCACACCCUGCUUCACAAUUUGGCUUUACAUUGACUGAAGUUUGUGCUCUGAUCCUGACAAGACUUCUAAUCAUGGCUCCUACUGUGGAAACCUGCUAUACUCUGAAUACUAUUGAACCAACCUGAUUCAUCCUUUCAACCUGCUUCAUUCCAACCUGCUUACUCCCCAUACACUUGGAGAAAACCUGAGCUUCGAUUCCUACCUGCUUGAUUCAGUACUGGACUUUGAAUUCUUAUUGGUUUGUUUCUACACUUACUGAAAAUUACUUAACCAACCUGGAUAUUACAAACUUUCCUGAUAUUUACAACAAUCCUGAAUGACCCUGUUACAUCUAUCCAAAACUUGCUCUACAAAACCUCCAAAACCAAAGAGGCUGAUCCAGUGGUGUAUCCUGGUUUUGUGCUGCCCUAGGCAGGACAAAACUCAGGCGUCCUCCUCCCCCCCCACUCGCUAACAGAAACACACACACACAGACUAACAGAAACACACAGACUAACAGAAACACACACACACAGACUAACAGACACACACUCUCUCACUAACACACACACACACACUAACAGACACACACACACUAACAGACAUACACACAUACUCAAUCACAUUAACACAUAUAUUUUUUUUUUUUUUUAUUGCUGGGGGAGGGGGGUUCUCUUUCUCCCUGGGGUAUAGUGGGGCUGCUGGGCGGGCGGCGCUGGCGGGUGGCUGGCGAGGGAGCACUUCCCUUGAACGCUCAGCUCCCGCGCACGCCGCAGAUUGAGGCUGGGAGCCGGAAUAUGAUGUCACAUUCCGGCUCCCAGCCUCAAUCUGCGGCGUGCGCGCGAGUGAGCUGAGCAGACUGCUCAGGGGAAAGUGCUCCUGUGCCAGCGCCGCCCGCCCGGCUUGUCCGUUAACUGCAAGGCAUUCCGCCCCCUGGAAAAUGCCGCCCAAGGCAACUGCCUAGUUUGCCUCGCGACUAAAACUUCCCUGGGCUGAUCAACUAAAUGUAUAUCUUACCUAUAUUAAUCAAACCUCUGUAUAUCUGCUUAGUUGUAUUUUGAUUACCUGUAACCUAUAAUUUUGUUUAUAGGUUUUCUUUCUCUUUUUAUAUUCCUGUAAUAUCACUUCUAAGUUAUCUUGUUACUUUAUAAGAUGUCUAGGGCAUAUUGCCUAACUCUUGAAUUCUGUUAUCUUUCAAUAUACUUACCUGUAAAUCCCUCUAUAGGUUCUGCUUUCCCCCUUUAUUAUUUCACUUCCCUUUAAAUCCUGCUAUUCUUAUCGUUUUUCAAGACAAAACAUGUCUAAGAUUCCAAAAAAAGAACCUAAAGUAAACCCCAGUUUAAGUCUCAUAUCUGACCUGAUCAGAAGCAUGACACUCUCAACUACUCAGUGCUACCCUGUGUGUCUCUGCUUGACAGUGCCUCAUCAUUCACCCUCACUACAUUCUCUCCAAGUCUUUCUUCCUCUCUGCAUUACUUUUGUCACUCUCGUCAGUAUCCCACAUAACCCUCUUCCUUGCUUGAUGGAAAGGAUAACAUUUCCUAAAAUGCUAAUCUCCCAAUACUAAAAUAAAAUUUUUAUUAUAAGUUUAUAUGACUAAUUUAUCCAUAUAGUAAUUAUUUUUUUUAUUUUAAUGCUAUUACUCCUUAUUUAUAUACUAUAUUAACUAUAUGUUUUAACCAAAGUAAAAGUGCUAUAAACAGAUAUUUGUAUAAUUUAAUGGCUAUAGAUUCUGUCCAGAGAGAUGUAGAUUAUCCACAUUGUUGUUUUUAUUAUCUAGUUCCUAUAUUUAACUAAUGUAUCACCUACUAAAUCCUGAUACUAAUGAAUUCUAAGAAAAACUAUGUGAUGAUUUACGAUUAAUUACUACUAUGUAUGGAAAACACUAAUUUAAUAUUGUCAUGCACUAAAAUGCCAAUCUUCUCAGAUUAUUUUCAAAACAAACUCCUAUGUUUAAAAAAAUAAAAAAAAACACCCUAUGUCUAUAUUGGCAUUCGGUUCCAGAGUGAAUCAGUAAUUAUUCUCAUUGGGCUAACUUUUUUCUUUAUCUACUUUCCACCAAUGGGUGUUGAUUUGUUCAAUUCCCAUGAAAAUUAAAUCCUUAAAAUUAAAGAAGGGACAGUUAUCACAAUGUAAAGAAAGCAAGUGUAGCGGAGAUCCUUGUCAUGUAUUAUUUGGAUCUUUGAACAUCCUCACUUUUAGUUUUCUCUUGGUGUACAUAUUGCUUGCUGUACGGAUACCAGGAAAACUGCUUCUGUUACCAUACUCUUAAAUGGGAUUUUACCCUCGGAUUUAAAUAUUUUACAUGCUUUGCAGUUGUGACGACUUGGGAAUACCCUUAUAGAUACCUUAAUUUUACCUUAACCAGUUGUUUUAUAAUCUUGGCGUUUCUGUAGAUGUUUGGAGGAUGUUUAGAAGUACUUUCACUGAAGAAGGGGCAAUCUUUUUUUAAAUAUAGUUUCUAUUUUCUAGUGUUAAAUAUUAAAUUUAGUUAAAUCGGAUAUUGGCAUUUUUAACGUCCAAUUUAUUUAUUUUUAUUUUUUUUUUUGUCUCUUGGUCUUCAAGUAAUUUAGUUCUGUACACUUACGUUAUCACUUUCAUUUAUUUUUCUAUAUUUAUUGUAUCAUUUUAUCAUUACUUUAUCUGAUCUGUGUUUUUAAAAUCUUGUAUAUUGGUAAAUUUCUUUUUAGUAAAAACCAAAGAAAAACAAGUUACCUGUGCUCUCUCCUUAAUGCCUAUGUAUUUUUAAACAAAUGGAGGUUUUUUUAGUUACCUCCAAUGGCCAUGAGAGGAUAAGCCCACCUGCCAACGUCAAGGCAGACCCCCCCAGGUGGGUUCUAACUCUAACCAUUCACCUUGCUUCCUUGAGCUUCUGGCAACGAUCUCUGAGACAGAAAGGGGUAUUUUUUUCUUAAUAUAUACCCCUACAUGCUUAUUAACCCUUAAUAGGGAACACAUGGGAUGGACGGCUGCAUUGUAACAAGGCUGAGUGAUACAUAAAAUGGAUACAAAAGUCCUGCGCUCACUCCCAUCACUACUGGGCAGCAGCAAAGACUAUAGUACACAUCAGCCCCAAUAUAUAGUAAAAAUCUAAGAAAAACAAGUUACCUGCGCGCUCUCUUUAAUCCCUAUGUAUUUUUAAACAAAUGGAGUUUUUUUUUUAGUUACCUCUAAAUUUCUUUUUAUCCUAGUUAUUUGUCUUCUAAUUAUUCUUCUAAGGCAUGGUUGCUAAUGACAACUCUUGUGUACAUAGCUGUUCCCAUCUGUUUGUUUGUUUUUAUUUUUUAAACACUUAAUCUCACUUCAUCAGUCACAACUAACGCACGGCCCCCAUCUGAAGGAACUCUCGGACCUGAGACAGGAAUUCGCACUGCCCACGACAGUCGAGUUCUCCUACAUGCAACUACAAUCCUGGUUCGCCCAACAACCGAAACCAGAACCCCUACUAAGUCUGACCCACGCUGGCAAACCAUAGAACAAAUAUGCAUAACGACCAAACCAACUCAAAAACUCAUAUCCACGAUCUACACAUCGGAACACACCCAACCCCCCAAAAAAACCUCUUUCAUAUCAGCGUGGGAAAGAGACAUUGAAGGCCAAAUUUCAGAUGCCCAAUGGCAAAUCUUCAAGGUACAUAAACAAUUGACUCUUUGCACGACCCACCUGGAACUAACUCGGAAAAUACUACACAGAUGGUAUCUGGUCCCCACACGCCUCAAACAUAGCUUCCCCACCACGUCCAACACCUGCUGGAGAUGCCAAAAAGACAGAGGCGUUAUGAUGCAUAUAUGGUGGCAAUGCUCGGAGCUCAAACAGUACUGGCAACAAGUAGAGGAUCUAACCACCAAAUGGACUAACAUACAACUACCCUACCGGCCCGAGACCUUUCUGCUCCUCCUGCUGCCAUACACACCACAAAAACACCAGAGAUACCUUGCCUACCACAUCAUCAUUGCCGCACUUACCAUUAUUAGCAGAAAAUGGAAGCAAACUUCCCCCUCCACAAUUGCCUAGUGUGCCACCGCUGUAGACACAAACAAGAUCUACGAAACCAUGGCAAGAAACACGCAACGAACAACCCCAUACUGGUCCACAGCAUGAGAGCUCUGGGAAAAACAUAAACCAACUAAAAUUGAAACUUAAACACGCACUACAGACACAUACCAACGACCUCCCUGAUUGGAGGCGACAACAUCUCUAUCCCCUAACGCUUGAACCAUACCACAUUAAGCCCAAACCCAACCACAAGAUAUUUACCUUCUCCGCUAAAGUUCUCUGCCCCCCCGCCCCCACCCCUCCAUUGUCCCCUAUCCAGACUUAACGAGGACAACCACAUGAACCACCAUCCAUGAACCGAAACCCUCUUAAGCGAGCUACAUAGAAAGGUGACACUAACAUCUUGUUACAUAUCUCCAAAUGCUACAUCUAGAGUUAUGAUAUAUUGUAUACAACCGACGCACUACCAAAAAUGUGACUGUCCAAGAUGCUGUGUAACUUGAUAAUGACGCCGCUAAACUACUGAACCAAAGUAGGGCUCCCCUUCCCCCCCCUCCCCCGUUUUUUUUCUUCUGUACCCUCACCCCACACACUAGUGAUCUAAAGCCGCAACGAAUUGCAAUUUUUUCCCCCUCCUCCCCUCUUCUCUUCUGUACCCCCAUGUUUUACGUUUUAAUGCUGACAAAAAUAAAAAUAGUCACAAAAAAAAAAAAACAAUACUGCGGAAUAUGCUUGCGCGAUAUAAAUCCUAACAUAAAUAAUCAUGGUAUGAGAUUUCCUCCAAUCAAUCCUGACAAACUUAUCCUUGGUCCUUUCUGACCUCUCUACACUAUAUCUAAUAAUAUCUAUUUUGUUCACACAGACCUGGCUGAUUUUCGGGAAGUCUUUUCUAAAGCAAAGCACAUAGCCGUGAUAACAGGUGCCGGUGUUAGUGCAGAAAGUGGAGUGCCCACAUUCCGAGGUGCAGGUGGAUAUUGGAGGAAAUGGCAAGCACAAGUGAGUAAAUACCCAGUGGUAGCAGUGACUCUGAAGCUGGGGUUUUCUGUUUAUUCAUAAGGAUUUAUAAUAUUUGGACUCUAAAGGCACAACCUGGCAUACAAUGUAAUGAAUCCCAUGAUGUUGUGUACUGAUGAAGACACAGCAGCAAGGCAUCAUGGUAGGGCACAUGUGCACUUAUAGGGAAACUGUAUGCACCAAAACAACUUUAGCCUCAUUAAGCAGUUUUGGUGCAUAGAUCAUGCCCCUGCAGUCUAGCUGCUCAAUUCUAUGCCAUUUGGGAGUUUGAUAAGACCUCUCCACCUUGAGACCUUCAUGGAGUCUGACUUACACUGUGCUGUAACAUCUGGUUGAAAAUUAUUUUUCCCAUGUUGUGUGUCACAGAAAAGGUUGUUUGUGUGGUUAUGGCUGCAAAAACCUAGAGGUUUAAAUCCUAGAUAGCAGAUAAUUAAGUAGUGAGUCUGCAUGGGGCAUGAUCUUUACACCGAAACUGCUUAAUAUUGUAUAUAGAAUGCGUGCACUGCUUGUAUACAGAAUGCAUGUGCGGCACCUCUAUAGGAUGCAUUUGCUGCACAUAUGUAUGUGAUGUACACAGAGUACCAGGAUUAGGGAUCUAUAUACUAAGCAUCUGAAUGAUCAAAAUUAAGAAAACAUUUUUUCCUUAAUUUUGGUCUUUCAGCUGUGUAAUAGAUGCCAACUGAUUACAUGUUUGUAUAUAAACAUGCACAUAUUGUAUGUAUACCAGGGAUCUACCAAUCCCAUGCACCAGGCCGCCAUGGUGACUAAGAGUUUUGUCCUGACGCCUGGAAUAUGUGGGCCCAAAGCAGUGAGGUAGAAUGCAGACAGCCGGCUGGCUGUAGGAAAGCAGAGUUGGCCAUCCGGUGUUGUGGGAGAGCAGAGGUGGGCCGGAGGCCGCUGUGUGGAAUGAAGCCAGGCGGCGAGGGAGCUGUCAUCCCCCUGCUCUGCUCACUCGCACGCCCUGCAGUGAUGAUGGGAGCUGUAAUAUGACGUCAUUCCGGCUCCCGGCAUACCUAGUGCGCAACAGGGAACAGAUCAGGAUGAUGACAGCAGCCCAACUUAACCCCAGGGAAAGGAGUGGAUUUCAAUUAAAAAAAUAACAAAAAAAAUUAACUUCUGAGUGUGUGUGUGUGUCUGUCUGAGAGUGUCUGCUCAGGUGACCGCUCCCCCUCUGAUUGCAUGGGAAAAGUGAUUUUACUCACCUUUUUUCCCACGCCAUGAUGCUCUCACUGUGGCUGGACCCACCUCCAUGGCUGAGAUAAUCAAUCUUGAGGAUCUCAGCCAAGCCAAUGCUUUCCCAUUGGGAGGCUAUUGUGCAUGCACUAAUCUGCAUCUCCUUGAAUCAAUGUAUCUCUAUGGAGAACAUUUAGCGCCUCUAUGCCGAUAGUGAGGACGCUGAAAAAAGGUGCUGCACACUGUGCAACACUAGACUAGGAAGCAACUCUAAUGGCCAUUUGAGUGAUGGCUGUUAAAAGGCAGGCAUGUAAACACUUGUCACUUCUCUGAAAAGGUAGUGUUUACUUUGAAAAGCUUAAAGGGACAGGCUAUAGACACAAAAACCACUGCAUUAAGCUGCAGUGGUUCUGGUGACUAGUGUCCCUUUAAGAAUUGUGUUUUUGUUGCUGAAAAUGAAGCUUUGUUAGUUAAAAAAAAAUACUGGCUUCUAACUUUUUUAGCAGGUUCAUUGAUUCCAAGCACAUUUGUCAAGACCUGAUGUAAAUAAUAUAUAGAUGGAUUCACUAUGCAGAGCAGUGGGGGUCACUCAGUAUAUAGAGGGAUUUACUGUGCAGAGCAGUGUGUGCCACUCUGUAUUUAGAUGGAUUCCCUGUGCAGAGCAGUGUGUUUCACGCAGCAUAUAGAGGGAUUAAUUUUUGCAGAGCGGUGUGUGUCACUCAGUAUAUAGAGGGAUUUACUAUGUAGAAAUAUAACUUCAAUAAUAAUGCAGUCAUACAUGCAUUUAAACAUGCAAAUCUCUACUUUUGAAAAGAAUACUAUAUGAUGGUACUUACAAUAGUGGUAAAAUAUUACCUAUAGAUUCACUAACGUAAAGGAGUACUAUAGUGUUAGGAAUACAAAACUGUAUUCUGAACACUAAAGUGUCCCUCUGUCGCUCCCACCUGCCCACCCCCGCCUCCCCUCCCUGUCUGGACUUCUGCGCAGAAGUCCCUCAGUGCUGGACACAGCAAUCCUGGAACCUAAUGUGGAUGUGCGUCAAGUGCCGAAUGCGCUUUAGGCCUUCUUCGUAGGAAAGAAUUGACUCAGUGCUUUCCAAUGGGGAUUUUGAAGACACUGUACAUGAGAACAUCCAGCGUCAUUUGACAGAGUUAACCACUAGAAGCAGUCUUAAUCAUUCUAUGUAAAUAUUAAAGUUUUCCCUAAAAUCUAUCUGCCUAUCAAGCUGCAAUGUUUUGCAUUGAAUCGUUAAGGGGACAAGAACACUGCACCCAAACUACUUCAUUAAGAUGAAGUGGUCUUGGUGCCUAUAAUGUCCCUUUAAAUGGAUACCAAGUUACUAUAUACCAAAUUAUGCAGUUAUCUAGACAGCAAACUUAAUGUUGUUGAUUUAAUUAAAUAUAUAUAUAUCUAUAUUUAAAAUAUAAAAGCGUAUUUUGAGAUUCACUGGUACAUGUUUUUAUAACAGCACUUGGCAACACCUGAGGCUUUUGCCAGAAAUCCUUCCAGAGUCUGGGAGUUUUAUCACUACCGCAGAGAAGUGAUGCUGACAAAGAACCCAAAUCCAGCACAUAUUGCUAUUGCCGAAUGUGAAGCAAGACUUAGCAAGCAAGGGAGGAAGGUUGUUGUUAUUACACAGAAUAUUGAUGAGUUACACCGAAAAGCAGGCACACGGAACCUCUAUGAGAUUCAUGGUAAUAUCAUUUCCUUAAACACCAAAUAGUUUGUCUUUUUUCAAAUAGUAUUGUUAAAGGGACACUCUAAGCAUAAUUACGACCACAGUUUAAUUUCUCUGGGUUUUCUGUCAAAUCAUUAUGAACUGGAUUGACAAAUGGCCUCUCCUUUCCUUGUAACUCAAAGUGCGCCCACUCGGAAACCGCACCAAUAAUGUGAAGAAUGACACUUUUUUUUUAUUAUCGUUACAAAUCAUUAGACAGCAAUGCAUACAUAGUGUAUGAAUAACUGAUGCAGGGGUCAAAAGUCAAUUAAACUGGGGCCCGUAUGAUUGUACAAACAAUCUGUACUCCCACAGACACAGAUACAUCUGCAUUCUGGGACAUAGUGGUAUGCCGUUGACUCUGACAUAUCUCUGUUCCCAGGAUAGAUGGUGGCACAGUUAUGUAUAUGUGAGUUCAGAAAUGGCCCUUGGGCCAAUACUUUGAGACUAGUGUUGUAGAGCUGAAUUGUUUAUGCUGAGAAUGCUGUUGUAUCCACUAUUCUAUUUCAGGCAGCUUAUUUAAGACACGAUGUAACACAUGUGGUAGUGUGCGAGAGAACUAUAAGAGCCCAGUUUGUCCAGCUCUUGAUGGCAAAGGGUAAGUCAUUUAUUGCGGAGGUGGGAUUGGAAUUAAAUUGUUGACUUAGAAAAAAAACACUCACUUUAAUUCACCAGGUAUAAUGAACUACCUAUAAGGUGUGUCUACAUUUACAUAAAUUACCUUUGUUCAAUACAUUUUAACAUCACGCAGGUUUAUCCACUUAAAAUCUAGCAUCUGUUUGCUCUCUUCAUUUGAUUCAUUUGAAUGUUAAAUUAUCAUCUUUUUUUAAGCUGUUGAUACCUGUUUUUUAAUCCUGUUUAUUUCUAAUCAUCUUUAUAUAAAACAAGAAAUAGAAGGGAAAAUUAUCACGUUCGGAUUUUUGUAAUUUUUAAGUGUCCUGUCUGAGCACUUGUCAUGCUCCUAGUAGUUUUAGAAUAAUGCAACAAUCUGAGUUCUUCCUCUCAAUUUGAGGAGUGGGCUGCCAAGAACAUACAGGAGGACUGCAGUGAAGUGAUUGGUAAUCCUAACCUCUUGGGAUUCGACAGAUCCCUUUAUAUCUUGACAGACCUGCCGUGCCAUUGUCCUGAAAGUGUAAUUAUCCUUCGGCCAACUCCCUCCGUUCUAUCAUAUUUAUAUACUUGUAGGUUUAUUCACUAAAGUGGGAAUUGUCAGGAAUUCAAAAUACAUUUUUAAAGUGAGUUUCAUCUACAAGUCAACCUAAAAACAUAUUUGAUUUUAAAUGUUUCUAAUUCUGCUGUUGUGACCUAAAUUUUGAAAUUCACUUUGAAUUCCUGACCAUUGGCAAAUAAGUAAAUAACUCCUAGCAUGGUUUUUGUGUAUACUAUGAAGGCAGUUCUCUAUAUUGCAACAUGGUUGUGUUUUCAAGCAAUAUACAAUAACCAGAAAUACAAUUUUUUUUUUUCUCACCAUUAUUAGUGCCCCUGAUCCAGACGUAGAAGAUGCAAAGAUCCCAGUAGAAAAUCUUCCACGGUGGGUAUUUUUCAUGAUUUACUUAGCAAAGUCUCUUGUUAUAAUUAAAAUGGAAAGCUGCAUCAGGAGCAGGACUUCUUAGUGGUCACAAUGAUUAUCUGGAUAUCUGUUCGUGUCACAAGGUUUUUCCACAAAGCUAAAAUAGAAGAACCAACAGCAACAGAUGUAGAAUUUAUGCAGCAAAUUUUAAAUUCACGUUGAAGUCCUGACAAUCAGAAACCUUGUUAUUCUUUAUUAAAGCUUCAACAGUUAGAUUGUUGGUCCUCUGUCUGUGUUUAUUUUCUGUCUACCUGUCAAGCUAAAUGUAGCUGUUAUAUCCUCUAUUUCAUGCACUCAGAGCUGCUGAGGUUGUUGGAGCAAACAAGCUUUUCCUUGUCUGAAAAAUGUAAAUCACUAUAUGUUCAACAUGUUCUGACAAUGUUCAACAUGUUCUGACAAUCCCACAAGUUCUUAUGAUUGGAUGGUCAUUAUAAUUAAAAUAAUCCAAACACCAUAACCACCACAGCACCAAGAGUAGUCAAACCAUUUAAGAAUGGUUUGACUUAUUACCUGGGGUCUGCCACGUGCCAUUCUACACCACCACUACCACAUCCUGUGAGCUGGAGGCUCUCUAUUUCACUGUGUAUGAGUGAUCAGUUGACAUGCUCAGUCAAUAAGCUAGCCCUGUACUGUGUGACUUGGCUCAAAAGAGUUAACGGACGCUCCUAAGCAGGUGCUUCCGGCUAUCUGGAGAAAGUCGUGGAGGCGGCAGUGGCGCCCGGUGGACCUGGGUAAGAAGUCAUGCCCUUCUACAAUAGCUUUGUGGUUCGUGGUAAUGCUAUUAAGUCAAAGUAUCCAGGAGUUAAAUGGACUCUGUCAUGCCAAGUACUUUAGUGGCUCCAGUUGACUAUUCACCACUCUAUUUAAGUAUACUUAUUUACCUUUAACACACAGGAUGCCUCAACACAAAUAUUUGACUUGCAGACUGCACGCUUUAAUCCUCAUGUCUUCUUUAAUCCCCUUAGAAACAAUAUCAUUCUUUGCUGUUGUGACAAACUAUCUGGUCUCUGUAGACCCUAUGUCAACAUGAAUGUUAUGUGUAUUUAGCUUUAGCCCUGCUGUCACUAAAUCAGACCCAACUGUCCAGCUCAUUAUGUCUACAAAGGUAGCUUACAUUUCUCUAAAAAUAAAUAAAUGGAAAUUUGGUAUGUUUUUUUGUAUUGUCUUAUGAAUUUUUAUGAAUUUUAUAUUUAAAGGGACACUGUAGGCAUCCAGACCACUUAAGCGUAUUGAAGUGGUCUGGGUGCAGUAUCCCUUUUGCACUUAGUGCUGCAAUGUUAAACAUUGCAGUUCCAGAGAAGCUUCGAUGUUUACAUUGCAGCUCUAAGUCUGCCCACAGUGGCAUCUGACGUCUGGUAUCUGAUGCGAGGUGGAGCGUUGGCCCAGAGCCGAGGUACAUUGACGCUGGGAAAAGGUAGGUAAGUAAAUAAAGAGUUUUUAUGAGAGGGUGCUAUAGUGUCAGGAAUACAGCUUUAUAUUCCUGGCACCUAUAGUAUCUAGAAUAUUUUUAUAAUAUCAAUUUGAUCAACAUUCUUAAAGUUGUUAUCUCUGCAUGUUGGAUGUACGUUUAUGCAACUAGUCUUUGAUUAUCUCCGGUCACUGUAGGUGUGAAGAAAAAGACUGCAGUGGACUCCUGCGGCCUAAUGUAGUAUGGUUUGGAGAGACCUUGGAUUCCAAUGUUCUAGGAGAAGUUGAGAAGGAACUUGAAAUCUGUGAUCUCUGUUUGGUGGUAUGAUUAUGUAAUUUUUUUUUAUUUACAGGGUUUUCCGCUAAAGUGAGUAUUCAAAGUGAAUUUCAUAUUUAAAGUGGCACUGUCACUCAGAACUUGCCUUUCUCCUAUGUUUCCUCUUCUCUUCCUCUCUCAGAAUCUGUUCUUCUCCUCAUUUCUGAUCUAGUUUUCUUUAAAACUCAGCUCUAUUUUCUAUGUCAAGGAGAAGGGUGAGUACUUUGUCUGACACAGGAAAUGGAGCUGAGUUAAACUCCUCCUUUGGUCAUAGAAAGUCAAGCAUAGGAAAAAUCCAUAAGACAAAGUAGUCCCUACUUUAUCUUAUGUUUUAACCCCUUAAGGGCACAUGACGGAAAUAUUCCGUCAUGAUUCCCUUUUAUUUCUGAAGCUGUGUCCUUAAGGGGUUAAAGAAAACUAGAUCAGAAAUAAAGAAAAGAACGGAUUCUUAGAGAGGAAGAGAAGAGGAAACAAUAGGAGAAAGGUAAUUUCAUUGUGACAGUGCUGCUUUAAGAUCAAAAUAGCAGAACUGUCAUGUAGGAAGGACCAAUAAUGGGGUAUAGCCAACUAUUGAGCUGUCCUGAUGGAGGGAAUUGGCGGGAGGGAGAGAUACCGAUGGGGGGCCCAUGGCCCGGGCGGAGCAGAAUGGCUUACGUUUCGAGAGUUGGAGACAAACGUGUUUUUUGUUUUUGUUUUGUUUUUUGUCUUUUGUUUCUGUCUGUUUAUCUCGUGUUUGGUUAAAAUAAGAAAACUGGCAUUGGCAAGGAAAGCGGGAGAACCGGGGGGACUCAUGAGCAAUUCACGGACUCGGAGCUAUGCACAGUGGGGUAUAGGAGAGGAGAGGCGGUCUGCCCUAGUGUGGAUAGUGGGUUUAGUAUGGGAUGUGAAUGUUAUGUCUGUAACGGAUAUGAUUAUUACCUCUGAAAAUCAGCAUGCUAUGUCAAUGCUAACAGUUAAAUAAAGAAUUUAAAAAAACAAAAAACAAAAUAGCAGAACUGGAAAAAGUCUCUACCGUUCCAAUUUGAAUACUCUGGUCCUAAGUUUGAAAUGUACUUUGUAUUCUCACUUGGGUAAAUAACUUUGUUAAUGACUGUGAAAAUUAGGAUUACUGUACCUUUAAAAUGAACCUGACACUUAAAGAGAACAAUUGUCAUCUCAAAUUUUUUUUUUUAAAUAUAUAAUAAUCCUUUCAUCGAGUUUUGAAAGGAAAUAUAUAGAUAUAUAGAUAGAUAUUUUUUAUAUUUAAAUAUGAGUAUUUAAUAUGAGAGAAACUCAUUCAUAUCAUUAGUUUAUGAGAGGAUCAUUCAGACAUACACAGACACUUUGGAUCAGUCAGUGUUAGAAACAACAGUUAGUCUCUAUGGUCUUCCCUGCUUCUGUGCAGGGAGUGAAGCAGAGAAAUGUAUGGAGACUGUCUAAUCUAAGGUGCACAUACAUGGCUGAAGGAUCCUGUCAUAUACUAAAGGUAGGGAUGGUUUCCGCUUAUUUUUUUUAAUUGUUUUUACACAUGCUUCAUUUUAAUAUAUAUUUAUAUAUAUAUACUUAUUAAAAGGGCUGUUGUAAUUAGCAGAUUUUAGCAUGAGUGGUUCUGUGUGGUAAUUAAAAGUGCUAUAUUCUUCCUUUCCUGGCUGUUAUUUGCAGGUUGGAACCUCUUCUGUUGUUUACCCUGCUGCCAUGUUUGCCCCCCAAGUGGCUUCUAGAGGGGUUCCAGUUGCAGAGUUUAACAUGGAAAGUACACCAGCUACAACAAGUUUCACGUAAGACAUUUUUUAUGGAUAUAUAAGUAUUAUUAUUAUUAUAAGUCUGUGUUUUAAUGAAAUAUAUGAAAGCUGCAUUUUUGUGAUGCAUGUGAUUUUAUGUUUUGGUUGGUAAUAUAAAUAGUAUAUUGUUUACCUUUUUAAAUGAAGUUUGACAAAUUAGAAACUCGUAAUCUGUUUAAACAUGAACUCAAAACAGUUUACUAUCAGUGUGAUACAUGAUGAUAUAGAAAAAUCAAAAGUAAUGUUAAGUAAGCUUAUCUUGGGAACUGUGGGGGGAAAUGGGUAAAUAAAAGAGUACAGAGAGGGAGAAAACACUCUUGCUGACAGGCUGUGCAAUGUAUCCAGUCUAUCAAUGUCUGGUGGAAUCCUCUAAAGUCCCACAGUAUUCUGUAUAGCAUUUAUCCACACGUUCUCUUGGUUUGUAAACCAUCAUGCGUAAUGAGGCUUUUCUUGGGCCUGUAAAGAGAUUUUGGUAAUAUAUCUAAAAUAUCUAAAAUAUGGUGAAUUUUGGACAAGUCUACCUGAUAUGACACAUUUAACCUGGUUGAUAAGAAUGUCCUGUUGUGCCAGCAAUGACUUGUGGUGCCAGGAUAAAUAUUGGUUACACUACCUUACUACCUUAGUAAUAGCUAAUGGUUUGGUUAUCAGUAUUAUAGACAUUUGGACAUUCCACAUCCUUGCGCAUCCAGGUCGAGUCCUUCACUUUCACGUGCUGGAUUGUGACUGCCUCAUAAUGUAGAAAGAUGUUUAAAGGUGGAUUAGGAUCCCUGUAGUAUGUUGGUUUGUGUUGACUCCUUGUAAAAGUACAAAAUGUGUGAUUUUCAAAUAAAUGAGGAGCAGGUUGUGAGAUAGUAAGAAUAAUUGAUAGAAACAUAGAAUAUGACGGCAGAUAAGAACCAUUCGGCCCAUCUAGUCUGCCCAAUUUUCUAAAUACUUUCAUUGGUCCCUGGCCUUAUCUUAUUGUUAGGAUAGCCUUAUGCCUAUCCCACGCAUGCUUAAACUCCUUUACUUUGUUAACCUCUACCACUUCAGCUGGAAGACAUCUACUACCCUCUCAGUAAAGUAAUACUUCCUGAUAUUAUUUUAAAACCUUUGCCCCUCUAAUUUAAGACUAUGUCCUCUUGUUGUGGUUUUUCUUCCUUUAAAGGUCUCCUCCUUUACUGUGUUGAUUCCCUCUAUGUAUUUAAAUGUUUCUAUCAUAUCACCCCUGUCUCGUCUUUCCUCCAAGCUAUACAUGUUAAGAUCCUUUAACCUUUCCUGGUAAUCCCACAAUCCAUGAACGAGUUUAGUAGCCCUUCUCUGAACCCUCUCUAAGGUAUCAAUAUCCUUCUGAAGAUACGGUCUCCAGUACUGUGUACAAUACUCCAAGUGACAUACCUUACCAUCAAGACCUUCUGCAAUAUCACUAAUAAAAAUAUUAAAGCGAAUGGGUCCAAUGAUGUAGAUAUUUUGGUGUUUUACUUAUUUUAAUAGUUGUAUUUUUAAAAAUGUUUUUUUUUUUUAAUUUUCAUGGCAAUGUUUUAUUGUAUUACUCAGAUAAGCAAUGACAAAUCUAAAAGUAAAUAGAAACCACAACUUACCAGUGCAUUGUCAAAUUACAUGAAAUCAAAGUCAGAAUUCUUAUUAUUUACCGCUACUAUAUAGCGCCAACAUAUUCCACAGUGCUUUACAAUUUGUAGAAAGGUUAUAUAUGAAGGUCCUGCUCAAACAUAAGCCUCCUGUCAUGUGGUAAAACUAUGAAGAUUUGAGCUAGGUGGAUGUAGGUGUCUUGCCCAAGGACACUUACUGGCAAGGUGAAAUGACAGACUUCCAAAUAUGGGUUUUCCAGUUCUAAGGCAAUAACAUUACAGCUUUUCUAACCAGCAAAUAUAUGAAUCAAGUAAUACACAAAAUCAGCGUUUAGUUCCAAGAAAAGAGAAGAAGAAAAUGUAGGCAACAAACAAAAGGAAAGGAGGAGGACCAGCAAUGGCAUGUUUCCAUUAAAUCACAUUCUCAAGGAACACAAGUAUGUUGGCAAGAUACACUGAUAGGAGAUGCCUACCUCAGCAUAGUAAUCAAUAGGAGGACAUUCUAAUUAUUACCCCACAUAGAAGCUCUAGAACCAUGUCUCACUAGAAAUGCAUCUGCAUUUCUGCCAGUUACAUCUUUCUCUUCCUCCCUUCCUAUCUCUUCAUUUAACUCUUUUUUUUUUUUUUUUUCCAGUUCUGAUAUCCCAGAGAAUAUUUACAGCACCCUAGAAUAGUGUUUGAGCUGCAGUAACCUCUGUAUUACCGCCAUCUUAGUUUGCUUGUUUCAUUUGGCAAAGGGAGGACUUCUGAAACACCUCACUACUACUUGCAGUAUUUAAAAAAACUGCAAUACUCCUUAAUACGGCAACUCAAAUAUCAUCACUAGGACCUCUGUAAUUAUUUUAUUUGUUAGGAGUGUAAGCAGACUUCCAUGAACGGACUAUUAAUGUAUUAGCCGCAAUUAGGAUAUGGAACAUCAGCCUAAGAUAAAUUUUAGAUAAAUUCUGUGGCAACAUUAAUAAGAGACAAAUUUCUGGGCGGGUUUAGAGCAAGGGAAUAAUAAGGGGAGGACAUUAUUUGAGCGAGCAUAUUAAAAAAUUAUUUAUACUGAAGCUGGUGUGUAAGAUAUUGGCUAAUCGAACAGGAACCAGAUAUCACGGAUACAAUAUAUUUCACAUUAAAUCCAAAUGUGUGACACAAGAAGUAAUUUGAAACAAAAUGAUUGAGACCAUUAGAUUGAUGUGAGAACCCACCCAAGGCUUUAAUAAACCCAGGAGUCAGGUCUUAUGGUUGUGCUGGUAGCAUUACACAUCAUGAUAUUGGAAUAACAUUUUGCAUUUAAUAUAAAAUAGCUUUUUUUACUUAGUAUUAUAAUAAAUGUAUAACUAGCGUUAUAUUACAUCUCUGGCAUACAGUUCACUGUACAUCAAAUUUCAGUAUAAUUCCUCAGUGCACUUACUGGAAAUAUUAGUUUUAUUUUUAUAUAUAUAUAUAUAAUGUCCAAACUCUGCCACUCAACCCCAAAAAAUAACAAAGUAAAGACAUCAACAGAUGUAUAGAUUGUGAUUAUUUUUUUAAUACACUUGGAAAACCGAGAGAGUGCUGGGAGUUUGCGGGUUCUGUGCAGUAUCUUAGCUAUUCUCAGAACUGCACUCUUCUGGACAGCGAUCUCCGAUGUCCAACCUGGAAUCUGUUGAAGCCACUCCCCCAACUUGGGAGUCACAGCCCCGAGUGCUCCUAUCACAACUGGGACUACUACUUUCCACAUCCUUUCUAGCUCUUCUUUCAGUCUUUGGUAUUUGUCCACGUUCUCAUAUUCCUUCUUUCUGUUAUAGUCACAGGGUACUACCACAUCCACCACUACUGCAGUCUUCUGUUCCUUGUCUACCAUCACAGUGUCGGGUUGGUUGGCCAGCAUUUGCUUAUCUGUCUUUAUCUUGAAGUCCCACAGGAUCUUAGCCCUGUUAUUCUCAACUAUCCUUUGUGGUAUCUCCCCUUAGGGACUUAGGCAGGUCCAAUCCAUAUUCUGUGCAGAUGUUUCAUACACAAUCCCAGCAACCUGGUUGUGUCUCUCCGUAAAUGCUGUUCCUGCAUCCGGCUACUAGGUGCUGGUCUUUCUCAGAGGCCUCUUUGUACAGUCUGCACCUUGAGUCUUGCCUGGUGUGGUACACUCCAGCUUCAAUUGAUCUGGUGCAGAGUGCCUGUUCCUGUAUGUAUGUGUGUGUGUGUGUGUGUGUGUGUGUAUAUAUACCGAAAGCAAGGAAUUUUGUGCUGGGUGCAGUCUAUAUAUCUCCCCAAAUACUGCAAGGUUCCUACUUUGUGUAAUGCAGAAGAUUAGCCCCAGGGAAAUGUGUGGUUUUAAAAUGAAUAUUGCACUUUAUAGUAGUGUGUGUUUGGACCCUGGAGUGGAGCACUUGGAGAGUAGGAUGGGCCAGUGCUCCACUCCACAAUUUGAAGAUUGCUGGCAAAAUGCAGAUGAGGAGUCCAGUUCCAGAGUUUCAACACUUUGAUUUACCUCACCUGAAAAGGAUAGUUAAUUGCAGGUUCUAUUAAGUACUUCCCUGCCAAGAAGGAAGAGAGAUUUUGUUUUCGCUUCUUGUGAGUUGAAAGAGGAACAGUUAAAAAGAAGCCUGAAAAGACUGUGUGUAACACCCUAAUACCAGGACAAGGUACCAAAGGAAAGGAGUACAACACAAUGUAACACAAUGUAACUCCAAGUCAAUCACACUUCUGUGAAAUCAAACUGUCCACAUAGGAAGCAACACUGAGUGACAAUCAAUUUCACAUGCUGUUGUGCAAAUGAGAUAGACAACAGGUAGAAAUUAUAGGCAAUUAGCAAGACACCCCCAAUAAAGGAGUGGUUCUGCAGGUGUUGACCACAGACUACUUCUCAGUUCCUGUGCUGGCGGAUGAGACGGAGUCUUCAACCCACACAAGUGGGUCAGGUAGUGCAGCUCAUCCAGGAUGGCACAUCAAUGUGAGCUGUGGCAAGAAGGUUUGCUGUGUCUGUCAGUGUAGUGUCCAGAGCAUGGAGGCGCUCCCAGGAGACAGGCCAGUACAUCAGGAGACAUGGAGGAGGCCGUAGGAGGGCAUGAACCCAGCAGCAGGACCACUACAUCCGCCUUUGUGCAAGGAGGAACAGGAGGAGCUCUGCCCAAGCCCUGCAAAAUGACCUCCAGCAGGCCACAAAUGUACAUGUGUCUGCUCAAACAGUCAGAAACAGACUCCAUGAGGGUGGUAUGGGGGUCCGACGUCCACAGGUGGGGGUUGUGCUUACAGCCCAAAACCGUGCAGGACAUUUGGCAUUUGCCAGAGAACACCAAGAUUGGCAAAUUCGCCACUGGCACCCUGUGCUCUUCAUAAAUAAAAGCAGGUUCACACUGAGCACAUGUGACAGACGUGACAGAGUCUGGAGCCGCCGUGGAGAACGUUCUGCUGCCUGCAACAUCCUCCAGCAUGACCGGUUUGGCAGUGGGUCAGUAAUGGUGUGGGGUGGCAUUUCUUUGGGGGGCCGCACAGCCCUCCAUGUGCUCGCCAGAGUUAGCCUGACUGCCAUUAGGUACCGAGGUGAGAUCCUCAGACCCCUUGUGAGAUAAUAUGCUUGUGCGGUUGGCCCUGGGUUCCUCCUAAUGCAAGACCAUGCUAAACCUCAUGUGGCUGGAGUGUGUCAGCAGUUUCUGCAAGACGAUGGCAUUGAUGCUACGGACUGGCCCGCCCGUUCCCCAGACCUGAAUCCAAUUGAGCACAUCUGGGACAUCAUGUCUCGAUCCAUCCACCAACGUCACGUUGCACCACAGACUGUCCAAGAGUUGGCAGAUGCUUUAGUCCAGGUCUGGAAGGAGAUCCAUCAGGAGACAAUCCACCACCUCAUCAGGAGCAUGCACAUGCGUUGUAGGGAGGUUAUACAGGCACAUGGAGGCCACACACACUACUGAGCCUCAUUUUGACUUGUUUUAAGGACAUUACAUCAAAGUUGGAUUUGUACAUAGUUACAGAUGAAAAAUAGAACACUGUAUCAGUUGCAUAACAAAUAUCGUACAGUGGAUGUGAGCAGAGGCGUAACUAGAAACCACGGCGCCCCGGUGCGAAAAUUUCCCUGGGGCCCCCAUACAUCUACCUCCUACUCCACACGUCCCCGCCAACCCCACACAUGCAAACAGAUACACGUACAUACAGACACACACAAACAUACACACAGAGACCCAUACAUACAGACACACAUAUACUCAUAUACACACUCAGACAUAUACACACGUACACUCUCAGAAACACACACAUUCACAAAUACAUACACUUACAGACAUACACUCAGACACACACACUCUCAGACAAACUCAGACACAUGCACAUUCAGACACACACAUACACUCAGACACAUACACAUUCAGACACACACAUUUAGACAUACACAUUCAGACACUUACAUACUCUUACACACACACAAAUUAUUAAUAUUAAAUGUCCACCCUGCCUCCCUACCUGGAGAGCUGGCGUUGAUCUGUACCUGGGGUCCAGUGGGGCUUCGGUGCGGCAGGCAGAGUUCCUGUCAGACGCGGCGAGGGAGCUGUGUUCUCUCUGCUCUGUUCCCUCACGAGCUGUCUACUGCUACUGGCAUCAGCAAACGGCGCGCGAGGGAGCAGAGUAGAGAGAACACAGCUCCCUCACCGCGUGUGGCAGGAACUCUGCCGCCCGCCAGGGGGUCCAUUAGGUGGCCAGUGGGCCACCUCUUGGGCCCCCCUAUGACAGGGGGAACACAGAGGGUGGCGGCAUCUUGGCGGCCUACGGUUGCAGGCCUCAAGGCUGCGGUUGGGUCAUGUGCAGUGAGGGGCCCGGUCGCAGCUGCGACCCCUUUGACCGUGGUAGGUACACCACUGGAUGUGUGUAAAAUUAGACUAAGCAUCCAGUAUUGUUUAAAAAAAAUAAAUAAAAAAAAUUAUAUAAUAAGACUCAAGGUUCCAAGUCUCAUCAUCUUGAGUUCCUCGUACAGACGUGUCAGUUAAUUCCCCGUUACAUUGACUGUGAUAACAUGAUCUUUUUCUCAAUUAUACAUUUCAUACCAAACUUAUGUACUCUGCACUAAGAUCAUAAAGUUAAAGAAGAAAAGAGCAUUUCUUAAUAUUGCACAGUAGCAAGUGCAGUAUAACAUUUUGGGAAUCAUAUAUUAGAUUAUAUUUGCAUUUGUAAUCCUUUCUUUUCUGAAUGUACUGUAAUACUUAUAAAAUGCACACACAGACUCUUAAAUGUUUUUUUUUCUUUCCUCAGAUUUCAUUUCCAGGGUCCUUGUGGAACAACUCUUCCUCCUGCACUUGCCCACCAUGAAACCGAACUUAUGUCUUGAACAGAAGUCUGCACGUGCCUCUGGAAGUCACAGAACAUGUCUUGGAUAAGUUUAUGCUAAUUAAGUUUAUGACCCAGCUGAAAAAAGUGGAACAAGAGAAAAUAUGUUCAUGUGAACAGCAAGUGUAGUGGAUGUUGGAAGACUGAUGUUGGCCAUGCGUUUUACUAUUGAAAUCAAUAUGCACUUUUUUUGCACCUGAUAUGCAUAAUUAACUAAUGAUUGAGUAUCCAAAGAAAGAAAAAUCACCAAUACAAUGUGCUUUGUUAUGCAAAAUAUUGUUCUGUUUCUUGUAGCUUGCCUGUGACUGUUACAUCUGUUAUGUGAUUUAAUGGAACAAUAAAUGUAAAAAUGAUAUACAAGUGCCUGUUUUAUAUCAGUGCACAUACUUCUGAUUUCCUUGAAAUUAUCACCAUUAUGUUUCCUACCGAUACGAUAAUAUAAUUAGAUAACUUCUGUCUAAGCUAAAACUAUAUGUUGUGAGUGGAGGGUUUUGUCUUUGAUAGAUUAAAAAAAAAGUUCUGUCUGACCUACAGUAAUGCAUACAAUCCCCAUUACAUUAUAUGUCUCAAAAUGUCUCCUGUGUUGCUGGACACUCAACAGAGAACAUAUCCGUGAUGGAAAGGUUUUUUUUCCCUCUUAUUCUUCUGACUCUUUCUGUAAGCUGGCAAUGGCUUGCCUUCACAAACCUUUCCUUUUUAAAUGUUUGUAAAAAAAAAAUUUUUUUAAAUUACCCAUUGCUACAGGUUAAUCAGAGAUCACUUUAAGCUGAGGUCACUCACUUUAUACUGCAGGAUCCAUUAAACUCAUUUUUGCUUUAAAAGAUUAAUUUUUCGAUAUAUCUUUAUUAAAGGGGAUCUGGUCUUCCAAAUAUAAAAUGGCCUGUAUUCCCACCUCACCAAUCUUAUCAGGUUUACGGGUUUACUUCAUAUGUGAUCAGUACCGUUUUGUGUAUAUUGUCAUAUUGUCCCCUAACAAUAUUCAGCAUGUUAUGAACAUUUCGACAAUCAAAGUGCGUCUCUUGGUAUUGCUGGUGUUACUCCCGCUGUUGGUCUUCAAUACCCAUUACUGUGUGCUGAUGAUUAAGAUUACUAAUUACAUUUCAAAAUAGCAUGUUUGUCAAAUCCAUUUCAGAAUUUUCUAAUUUAGCUUUUUUUGGUGGGGUUUACAAGUGGCAAACUUGCAAAUGUAACUACGAAACAAAUAACCAUCAAAUAACCAUCAAUAAAAAUAUUUUUAAUUAAAAAUUUAAAAAUGUGAAAAUGCAAGUUGCUCCCAGUAAUAUAUAUUUUUUAAAUUCUGUUUAUUAUUGAUGGGCUUUGUGAUAACUUUUGCUACUUUUAUUCCGUAUUUAUUUGAAUAUUAAGAGACCAUGUGAUGUGUAUAUUAUCUCCAGGGCCGGUGCAACAAUCCAUUUUGCUGCCCCCUCAUGAAUGCAACUACAUUCCCUCAGAGGUUUAUUUACCAAACUCUGAAUUGCAGUGAAGAGACACUUAUUGAAAGAGACACACCGAGUAGACUUAUUAUUUUUUUUUUUUUUUUUUUUUCACUCUGUGCAUCAAUUCUAAGAGCGAGCAAGAGCCUCCUAUGUCAUUUAUGAUUUCAAUGUUUUGUUAUUCUGUUUAUCUGUCUGCCCAGUUUAGGGUUACAUUUCUCCCAAGUCAGAUCACUGUGUGGAACAUCGAAGGCCUAGUAUAUCAUCCAGUUUUUUUAUCCAUACGUCCCAGUCUUCUAUUUGCUUGUAUCUGUUUACCAAGAUACCCCUUUACAUUCUUGCUUGCCAUGUUACUUGUUUUAUCAGUUCAUUGAUAUUUGGAAUUGUCUCGGUUUUCCAAUUUCUUGCAAGAAGUAGUUUGGCUGCCGUAAUUAUGUGUAAUAACAACAUUGUCGUUUUUUUUUUUGUUUUUUUUUGUCAUUUCUGGCCAGUGCAAAUUUAGUAAAACCACUUCAGGUUUACAAGGUAGUUAUAUUUCCGUUAUUUGAUGGAAAAUCUUGAUUACUUCUUUCCAAAACUUUAUUUAUGGGUGUGCACUGCCACCAACUAUAGAUCAUAUUGCCUUCCCCAAUGUUACAUUUCCAACAUCUGUCUGGUAGCUCUGGGAAGAUUCUCUUUAGGCGUUUAGGUGUUCAGUACCAUCUAUUUGAUAGUUUGAAUUACCAGAUUUUACUAUUUACAUGACGUAAAGUCAUGAUUUUAUCAAUGACAAGGAGGCAAGUAUUAUGAUGCACUCUUUCUUUAUUUCCCUCAGCAGCAAAGAAAAAUCUUUAACAAUGAUAUGAACACAGGAAACAGUCAUUAACAUAUAUCUUCCCUGG